AUGCCUCAAAACGAAUAUAUCGAACAGCACAUAAAACAACAUGGUAGACGAUUAGACCACGAAGAAAGAAAACGUAAGAAGGAAGCCAGAGAAGGUCAUCGAAUUGCUAAAGAUGCUCAAACCUUAAAGGGAUGGAAGGGUAAACAAUUCGCCAAGAAGAGAUAUAGUGAAAAGGUAGCCAUGAAGAAGAAGAUCAAGGCUCAUCAAGAAUCUAAAAUCAAAGGUCCUUCUACUCCAAAAGUUGAUGAUGGUGAAGCUUUACCUACAUAUUUAUUGGAUCGUCAAACUGGAAAUACUGCAAAAGCUAUUAGUUCAAGUAUUAAACAAAAAAGAUUGGAAAAGGCAGAUAAAUAUUCAGUUCCAUUACCUAAAGUUAGGGGUAUUUCUGAAGAAGAAAUGUUUAAGGUUAUUAAAACCGGUAAAUCAAAGACUAAAUCUUGGAAGAGAAUGAUUACAAAACAUACUUUUGUAGGAGAAGGUUUCACUCGUAGACCAGUCAAGAUGGAAAGAAUUAUUCGUCCUGCAGCAUUAAGACAGAAGAAGGCUAAUGUGACUCAUCCGGAAUUGGGUGUGACUGUUUUCUUACCUAUUUUGGGUGUGAAGAAGAAUCCUCAAUCACCAAUGUAUACACAAUUAGGGGUUUUAACUAAAGGUACAAUCAUAGAAGUUAAUGUCUCUGAAUUGGGAUUGGUUACUGCUGGUGGGAAAGUUGUUUGGGGUAAAUAUGCACAAAUCACAAAUGAACCUGAUAGAGAUGGAUGUGUAAAUGCUGUUUUGUUGGUAUAA
Messenger RNA from Hemisphaericaspora subhashii, 786 nucleotides. RefSeq lists its product as uncharacterized. The record is from RefSeq and is a predicted model, not a curated record. Gene Ontology annotation, biological process: maturation of LSU-rRNA; maturation of 5.8S rRNA. The transcript has a single exon. Gene Ontology annotation, cellular component: preribosome, large subunit precursor; nucleolus. Lineage: Eukaryota; Fungi; Ascomycota; Pichiomycetes; Serinales; Debaryomycetaceae. Bases 1 to 786 code for a protein of 261 amino acids.